UGUGGGGACUGUGUCUCUGAGCUAGGUGGUUAGCCUUCCCUGUCAAAGCCACAACGUACACACUGUGGUGGGGACUAAAGGUUUUAGGAACCAAUGACUGGAUUAGACUGAUACCUGCUGCUCAUCACUGCAAAGAUGUCAAAGAGGCCAUCCUAUGCCCCUCCCCCUCCCCCUGCCCCUACAACUCAAAUGCCCAACACUCCCGGGUUUGUGGGGUACAACCCAUACAGCCAUCUGGCCUACAACAACUACAGACUGGGAGGGAGCCAAAGCAGCAACAGUCGGGUAACGAAUUCUUCAGGAAUAAACAUCCCAAAGCCACCGAAGCCACCUGAUAAGCCAUUGAUGCCAUACAUGAGAUAUAGUCGUAAGGUUUGGGAUCAAGUAAAAGCCUCCAAUCCUGAUCUGAAGCUAUGGGAAAUUGGGAAGAUAAUCGGUGGCAUGUGGAGGGACCUCACUGAUGAGGAGAAACAGGAUUAUUUGAAUGACUACGAAGCAGAGAAGAUUGAAUAUAAUGAGAGCAUGAAGGCCUAUCACAACUCGCCAGCCUACCUGGCCUACGUCAAUGCAAAAAGCCGCGCCGAGGCAGCUCUGGAAGAGGAAAGCCGCCAGAGGCAGUCCAGACUUGACAAGGGUGAGCCUUACAUGAGUAUUCAGCCAGCGGAGGAUCCAGAUGAUUAUGACGAUGGGUUUUCCAUAAAGCAUUCAGCUGCAGCUCGUUUCCAGCGCAACCACCGUUUGAUCAGUGAGAUCCUCAGUGAGAGCGUAGUCCCAGAUGUGCGAUCAGUUGUUACCACUGCUCGCAUGCAGGUCCUCAAACGCCAGGUCCAGUCUUUGAUGGUGCACCAGAGGAAGUUGGAGGCAGAGUUGCUUCAGAUUGAAGACCGCCACCAGGACAAGAAAAGAAAAUUCAUUGAAGCCACAGAGUCGUUCACGAACGAGCUCAAAAGGCUGUGCUGUAUGAAAGUGGAAGUGGACAUGGAGAAGAUUUCUGCAGAGAUUUCUGCAGCAGAAGAGGCAGCCCGCAAACGGAUGGCAGAACGUGAGAAGGAUGCAGGAGACCGAGGUGCUAGAGAGGCCCCCACCUGCGUCUUAGCAGAAGAAGAAAAACAUGUCUGCGCAACACAUGGCAACAAGUCCCAGCAAAAUUCUCUCAGUGAAAGUAGCAACAAGGAAGGCGAGGACACAGAGUCCAAUCCCACAGAUACACCAGGGAAGCAGAAGGCCUCAGAGGAACUUGAGGCUCAUCCAGGCAGUGAGGAGGGGGCGUCCGAAGACAAGGAAAGUGUCCCAGAGGGAGCCAUGGAGGAGGGAACCAGUGACAGUAACACAGGCUCUGAGACCACCUCUGCUCAGACAGAAGAUGCCCCGACUAGUGAACCAUCAGAGGGGCCCAGCAGGGCAAGAUCAGCCCACUGAGUCCGACACCUGACUGCUUCUGAACUCACUACGCAAAUGAAGACUGGCUACAUGAAAAAAAGCUGUUCACAAGAAACAAACAUUGUUCAGUGUUAUAUUUAACUUUGUCCUUUGUAUUGUAGUGUCAUUGUUGCUUUUAUCGUUAUUUUUGCAUGUUGUAAUUUUUAAAAAUAAGUUGGCAUACUUGUGAAGAGUGGAGCUGGGUGACCAUCUCCUUGGCAGGAGAAUAUUUGUUUACUAUCUGUACCAGUAUUACAGUGACCGUAUUGUCUCAGGAGUUUGUAGUCACUAGUAGUAGUUAUUUUUGUUAUUUAUUAUCAGCAUUUUUAUUAUACUUGUGUAUUGGUUGUCCUGGGGCCUGGCCUGGUCCAUCUAUGCGCAUAUAUCACAUGAUCAUCAAUGCUGUACAAAGCUCAACUACCGGUGUUCUCAAGUUUGCUAGCUGUCAAUCAAAUCAAAAGCAGUACGCUUAGAACAUUUCUGUGUUAUGGUCAAUAUUGCAAUUUUCAGCAGAAAACUUUUAAAUGUACCGUAAUUGUGUACACAGUGUUACGAGGUUUGCUUAAACAUGGAUUUUCAUGUUGUCGUAAAACAUCUUUAAGAACAGUCAUAAACACGCAGUCUUAAAAUGAAUUUUCUUUUGCAUAUUUAUACCAAUAAACUUUUCUACCCUAAACAAG
Thunnus maccoyii (southern bluefin tuna) is the source of this 2099-nucleotide messenger RNA. Its product is annotated as SWI/SNF-related matrix-associated actin-dependent regulator of chromatin subfamily E member 1-like. Gene Ontology annotation, cellular component: SWI/SNF complex. Gene Ontology annotation, biological process: negative regulation of DNA-templated transcription. The transcript has 12 exons. Gene Ontology annotation, molecular function: nuclear receptor binding; nucleosomal DNA binding. NCBI's taxonomy places the organism in Eukaryota, Metazoa, Chordata, Actinopteri, Scombriformes, Scombridae. The record is from RefSeq and is a predicted model, not a curated record. The coding region runs from base 136 to 1419 and encodes 427 amino acids.